Messenger RNA from Talaromyces atroroseus, 531 nucleotides. RefSeq lists its product as hypothetical. Bases 1 to 531 code for a protein of 176 amino acids. The transcript is spliced from 3 exons. NCBI's taxonomy places the organism in Eukaryota, Fungi, Ascomycota, Eurotiomycetes, Eurotiales, Trichocomaceae. The record is from RefSeq and is a predicted model, not a curated record.
AUGGACCUUGGACGCCUGUAUUUGACUGUUCAUCCGUCAUCGAAGUAUCUUGGGAGGCGUAUCCUUGUUGCCUCAUCGUCUUUUGUUGGCUACGGUGGCGACGCAUUCGCAAGCCAGCAACAAGUGAUGCGUGGAAACGCGGUCCACGAUGAGACAUCUGCACAUGUAUCCGAGAACGAAGGUGAAAAUCGCCCGAUACCCAAAGUGCAGCAGCCACGUCGCCGGAGAAAAACAUAUCAGUCGUCAAUGGCGAUAUCCCCUGAUGCGGAGACCGAUUCCAAAGCAUUAGAGCCGUACGAACGAGCUGGAGCCUCUCAAGUGCAACCGGUCACGGAUCAUCAAGUGUCUCGUUCACAGAGAGCAGCCGGGCAGCAGCUGGCGCGGCAAGAAGAUGAAGACAACCAGCAGAUACAAAUGCAUGACAAGGGCGACGAUUCGGGGCUCAAGCUGCGACUGGAGCUGAAUCUUGAGAUCGAGCUCGAAUUGAAAGCGCAGAUACAUGGAGAUCUUACACUAGCGCUCCUUUCCUGA